UGGUCUCCUCUUCACUGGUGACCAGGUCCAAGAUAUCAUUGGGACGCAUAAAGGACUUCCCCACAGUGUCAGGUCGGUGGUCAACGUCUGGACUGAAAGUCAGAAGACUACUACUGAUUUGCUGGUUGGUCUUAGAACACAGCAACAUGGCAACAUCUCUCAUGGACACCAGUGAGGAAACAACCACAUUUGACUAUGACUUUUCAAUGCCUUGCCAAAAGAUGAACAUAAAGACUCUAGGAGCCAAGUUCCUGCCUCCUCUGUACUCCUUUGUGUUCAUCGUGGGUCUACUGGGCAAUGUCACGGUGGUGCUGAUCCUUAUUAAGUACAAGAGAUUCAAGAGUAUGACCAACAUCUACCUCUUCAAUUUGUCCAUUUCAGACCUGCUUUUCCUGUUCAUACUUCCCUUCUGGAUUCACUAUGCUAGGAAAAAUGACUGGGUUUUUGGUCAUACCAUGUGUAAGAUCCUCUCUGGCCUUUAUUAUGUGGGCUUAUACAGUGAAAUUUUUUUCAUUGUCCUGUUGACCAUUGACAGGUAUCUAGCUGUAGUCUAUGCCGUGUUUGCCCUGAAAGCCAGGACAGUUACCUUUGGCAUCUUCACCAGCAUUAUCACGUGGGGCUUGUCAGCCUUGGCAGCUCUUCCUGAGUUUAUCUUUCAUGAGUCCCAGGAGGACUUGGAGACUCACAUAUGCAGCCCUCGUUAUCCCGAGGGCCACGAAGACAAAUGGAAGCGCUUCCAGGCUCUGAGAAUGAACAUCUUGGGACUUGCUAUUCCAUUGACCAUCAUGAUCAUCUGCUACACAGGAAUCAUCAAAAAACUGCUCAGAUGUCGUAAUGACAAGAAGUAUAAGGCAGUCAGGCUCAUCUUUGUCAUCAUGAUCGUCUUCUUUCUUUUCUGGACCCCCUAUAACCUCACUCUUCUUGUCUCUGCUUUUCAAGCAUCUUUUUUUAGCGGGGACUGUGAGAGGAGCAAACAGCUGGACAUAGCGAUGCAAGUGACUGAAGUAAUUGCCUUCACUCAUUGUUGCAUCAACCCCGUGAUUUAUGCCUUUGUUGGAGAACGAUUUCGGAAAUACUUCUGUCAUUUUGUCCGCAGACAUAUUGCAGUUCAUCUGUUCAAUCAUAUUCCAUUCCUGCUUGGUGAGAAGCUGGAGCGAGUCAGCUCUAUUUCUCCAUCCACAGGUGUACAGGAGCUCUCUGCUGCAUUUUAAGUCAGACUUACAUCAACCUUCCCUAAAAAAAACAAAACAAAACAUGAUGGAGACCAUAGUUAUCUUGGGCACUUGGCUGUCCAGACCAAAAUUCCAGACUCCAAGCAAGAAAUAUAGGCUCUAGGGGCAGCUAGGUAGUGCAGUAGAUAGAGCACUGGCCCUGGAUUCAGGAGGAUCUGA
Messenger RNA from Vombatus ursinus (common wombat), 1391 nucleotides. RefSeq names its product C-C chemokine receptor type 3-like. NCBI's taxonomy places the organism in Eukaryota, Metazoa, Chordata, Mammalia, Diprotodontia, Vombatidae. The coding region runs from base 147 to 1211 and encodes 354 amino acids. Gene Ontology annotation, molecular function: C-C chemokine receptor activity. The transcript has 3 exons. Gene Ontology annotation, cellular component: cytoplasm; membrane. Gene Ontology annotation, biological process: positive regulation of monocyte chemotaxis; immune response; chemotaxis. The record is from RefSeq and is a predicted model, not a curated record.